This is a messenger RNA of Penaeus vannamei (Pacific white shrimp), 3507 nucleotides long. The record is from RefSeq and is a predicted model, not a curated record. Lineage: Eukaryota; Metazoa; Arthropoda; Malacostraca; Decapoda; Penaeidae.
UGAUCAUGUAAUGCUUUCAGAGAUUAGUAUGGUGAUCAGUAAUGUGGAAAGAGGAAGAUAAAAGCAGUUUGGGAGGCACAAGUAAUCACUUGCCAGCCCCAGGUAGUCGCAUUCCAGUAUCAAAGAGCAAGUUACCAACACCAAUCACAAGGGGGUCUGGUCUGGUUGGUCGCUUGCCACAUCCUUCACCAACGAGGCGUCUUGCUCCAAUAAGGUCGAGCUUUCCACCUCUGGCUGCUAGUCCAUCAGAACUGGGAAUGGCAGACCCACCAAAGACAAACAAACCCUUAGGUCCACCAAGAAGCAGAGGCUCCCGUGGAGUUUCUCGUGGUGGAUCCAGGGCUGCAACAGCGGCCUCCAGGAUGAGCAGAGGAUCAGGAUCUUCGGGGUCAAGCAGAAAAGAUUCAGAUACAGUUGAUGAGGAUGGUACCAAAACCCCAAAGUUAAACCCUCCUCGCAAGCCAACCUCGAGAGCCUAUGGAUCAGUGCGUGCAAGGAUACGUGUCCGUGGUGGACGUCCAAUGAUGCAAGGCUUUGCCAACGUUGGUUCUGUGUUUGAUGAAGCAAAGUCCGAAGAGUUGCAUCCACAAAUCAUCAAAAUGGCUAGAAGAUCAGGGCAGCUCAAUCUUUCCAACAGAGGAAUGCAUGAAGUGCCUGAUAAAGUGUAUCACAUUCAUGAGAUGGAUGCUGAUGAAGCCAAGAAAAUGAUGAUGGGUAUGAGCAUGGAUAGUACUGAUGAUGACCGCUGGUGGGAACAAACAGAUCUUACCCGUCUGUAUCUCUCCUCCAACUGUCUCUCAUCCAUAUCUCCCAAGAUAAGCAACCUCAUGUCUCUCCAGGUUCUUGAUCUGUCAGACAAUUGUUUGACCUCCCUCCCAUCAACUAUUGGUGAACUGACCUGCCUUCAUCGCUUGAACCUAAGCCACAAUCGUCUUGAAGAAUUACCAGCUGGACUUUUCCUUAUAUCAGACUUAAGGUCACUGCAGUUGGAUCACAACCAGUUGUCAUCUCUCUCCAAUGACCUGGGAAAUCUCACAGUAUUGGAAUAUUUGGAUGUCUCUCACAAUGCUCUGACAGAGCUACCUGCAAGUAUAGGAUACAUGCAGCGUCUCUCAAAGUUUAAUGCCUCAAAUAACAAGUUACAAGAGCUUCCAUAUGAAAUUGGAGAUUGUUUUGGUCUGAAUCAGCUUGACCUAAACCAGAAUGAGCUGAAAGGCCUUCCAGAUUCCAUUGGUAACCUGCAGAAAAUAGAGCAGCUCUACCUCCGCUACAACUCAAUCCAAAUUCUCCCUCCUUUACAUAACUGUGCAUCAUUAAAGGAGCUGCAUCUUGGUUUUAAUUUCAUUAAGGAAAUAGAAGCUGAACAACUAAAUCAUUUGACUGGGAUAAGUGUGUUAGUUCGAGACAAUCAGAUUGAUGAUUUGCCUGAUCAGAUAACAUUGCUUCAGGGGCUUGAGCGGCUUGAUAUUACUAAUAACAACCUUCUACGUAACCUUCCCUACCAUAUUGGCCUUCUUCCCCAUUUGAAGUCCAUGCCAUUGGAUGGUAAUCCCAUGAGACUGAUUCGACGUGAUAUUAUACAACGUGGAACAAUGCAACUCUUGAAGUAUUUACGCUCAAGAGUUUCAGCUCCUGUCAAUACAUUCCCUGGUUUUGAAAAUACACCUGUUGACACAAACCUGAUAAUGGGAGAAAAAGCAAUUCCAGACAAGUACCAGAUGAGGACAACUCAAACAAUGGCAUAUAAUGAAAAAGCUGCAGAAAUUCCAGAUAAACUGAUUGAAAAUGCAGCGGAAGCAGGAGUGAGAACAGUUGAUCUAAGUAAAAAUAUCCUUUCUCAGGUUCCAGAAAAAUUGGAAACGCUAUCACGACAUGUAUCAGAAAUUAUGCUAGGCAUGAAUAAGCUAACAUCAAUCCCAGCAUUCUUUGGGACAUUUCAGCGGUUACAAUUCUUAGAUGUACAAGGAAACCAGCUUACUGAUUUGCCUACAGAUCUUGCACAGUGUCUGUAUCUACGUGAAAUCAAUAUUUCUGCAAAUAGAUUUGAACAGUUGCCAGCAUGUGUCUAUGAAAUGGCACAGCUUGAAAUUUUAUUUGCUGGGGACAACAAGAUUACUUCUAUUUACGUUGAAGGCCUCUCAAAGUUGAAACGAAUAGCAACUUUGGACCUCCACAACAACAACAUAGAUUUUGUCCCACCACUGCUUGGAAAUAUGACACAGCUAAGAACUCUGCAACUAGAAGGAAAUGCAUUCAGGGUACCAAGGACUGCCAUUUUAGCUAAAGGAACUCGUGAGAUCUUGGACUACUUGCGAACAAGAAUUGUUGAUCAGUGAAUCUGUUACCAUCAUAAAAUCAACUAAUAUGUGGUACAUUGUAAAGGAUAUUCUCAAACUUUAAACUAGUGACCUCAGUAAUGAAACAUAUUCUCUGAAUAGUACUUAGUUUGCUAUAUGUAGGGAUAAGUAUAAAGGACCAGUUUAUUCUAUAAUAGAAGUGAUAUAAUAAUAUAAAUUCAAAUCCAUCCGCAUGCUCAUGUCUGUAUUUGUAUGUAUCUUUAAGUAAACAUAAUGUUUGCCCUAAGCAUACCUUUUUAAGGAGCCCAGUGACCCUUCAGGAAAUGGACAAGAAGCAGUCCAGAUCUAUUGUUUUUAUGCUAUGUGAAACUGAAUGUAUUUUAUGCUUGUUGAGCAAGCAAGUUAUGUAUUCAUUUGAGAGGGAAAAUUUGUGAUAACUAGCUUAUUGGUAUGAUUCAGAGAGAGUGAAAGUUGAAGGGCUGCAAGUUAUUUUAAAAAGGAAUCAGGUGGUGGAACCUUGCACAAACACUUGCUUUGUCAUUUGAAUGUGGAUUUGCAUCUUCAGUUUGUGUAUACACUUGUGUUUCCUAUACUUUUCAUAGGUACCAAGAUUAACUGUAAGCUUUAAAUAAUUCUAUAUUGUUUUUAAUAUUUGAUACUGCUGAAAUUUGCUGUUACUGUACAUACUACCAAAGAGGUUAUUGGAAAAAUCUUAAAUGUGUUGAUUAUUCUUUACAAAAUUAUGAUAUAAAUGUACCUUUCAUAAUAUUUUCCAAAUUAUAACUGUGGCAUAUCAUAUUUGCUCUGAAAGUUUUGAAAUGUAUACUUAAAAUGUGAUUUGUAUAUAUGUUUUUACUAUGAGUCUGAUUCAAGAAUUCUAUACUCAUACUAAUUCAGAAGCAUGUAUGACAAUGAUGAAUUAGGAUUGUUCAUUAGUGUCGGAAGUCAUAAUGCUGUGUUUUUGAUUAUUUUUUACAUAUGUAAGGGAAAUUUGAAAAAAAUAUUUCAGUUAAUUACAGAAUGUGCUAAUUAUCUGUGCUUAGCGAUGCAAACAGCUUAAAAUAAUUUACUGAACUGUACUGGUGCAUUUUAGCUGAAGUUAUUGAAUAUAUAUAUAUUUAAUAUAAUAUUAAAUGUUAUAUGUACAUUAUAUUUUUUGUCAGUUUUGAUUACAAGUAAUAUUUUCUUGCCAUAAAUUCACUGACUUAAA